GAAAAUUGAAAGAAAAAAAAGUCGGAAACCCCUUUUCUCCGGAGCUCUCUUGUAUCGAUCGUCUUUCUCCGACCAUUGGAUUGAUUCGUUGGAAUCGUUGGGUGUUCCUUCGAGAAAAACCAGUGUGUGAAUGGACGAAGACGAUGAAUUUGGAGAUCUGUACACCGACGUCCUUCAGCCCUUCAAACCCUCCGCUGCUCCUCCGCCUCCGCCGCUUCACCCUCCGAUCGACCUCAACCUUCAAUCCCUCCAUCAAGAUAUCGAAGAUGAUGGAGCCACAGCCGUUUCUAGGGUUUCCGAUAUCGAACCCUCCAAAUUAUCCUCUCCAGCAAUUGACAUGGAUAUGAAAUUCGAUAUCGAAGAUGCAGAUACUGAUGCUUUACCUGCUAUUCCUGGCGAAUCGCUUCCCGCUUUGCCUACAGAUCGAGGUCGCUCAGGAAUUGGCAAGCUUAGUGAUGGGGCGAUGCGCGAGCAAGGUGAUGGAGAAGGAGGUGAUUGGGAUAGUGACAGUGACGAUGAUUUGCAGAUAGUGUUGAACGACAGUAGCCGUAACAGCCUGAUCGGAGCUGGGAGAAGAGCAAACCCAGACGAGGACGACGAAGAAGAUGAUGAAGAACCGCUUGUUAUUGUAACGGACACAGAUCCAAACCAAGCUAUGGAGGGGCAUAUCUGGGCAGAAGAUAGUCUGCAGGCGACGGAGGGAGACGGCAAAGACGCAGGCGAGGCUGGGAAAGCAAGUGGAGCAGGAGCUGUGGCUGCUCCCCCCAAAAUUGGGUAUAUCGGCCAUGGUUAUCAUACCUUUCAUUCUCAGUUUAAGUAUGUAAGACCGGGGGCUGCCCCAAUGGCUGGAGCUACUGCAUCUACUGCUGGGACCUCCUCAGGUCAAGUUCGUCCACCCGUAAAUGUAGUUCCUAUGGCUGGUCGUGGUAGGGGAGACUGGCGUCGUCUGGGUUUCGGGACGGGUUGGGGUAGUAAUACAGCUGGUCGGGGAGUUGGUGUUGGUCUGGACUUUACUCUUCCUUCUCACAAGACUAUAUUUGAGGUCGACAUUGAUGGUUUUGAGGAAAAGCCUUGGAGAUAUCCCGGCGUUGAUACCACUGACUUCUUCAACUUCGGGCUGAAUGAGGAGAGCUGGAAAGACUAUUGUAAACAGCUGGAUCAACACCGUGUAGAGACCACAAUGCAAAGCAGAAUUCGUGUGUACGAAAGCGGGAGAACAGACCAGGGGUAUGAUCCAGAUCUACCUCCGGAGUUAGCUGCAGCAACAGGUGCUCAGGGUAUUCCUGCUGACUCUUCAAAUCUAGUGAAACCAACCACUACUCAAGGCGAUUCAACUAAAGGACCUGCCCAUGUUCGACCUGCACUACCACCUGGAAGACCAAUACCUGUGGAGACUGGUUCUGGUGAGCGUCUACCAUCCAUUGAUACACGAGCCCCUCGGAUCCGUGAUGCAGAUGCUAUAAUCGAGAUUGUCUGUCAGGACUCACGUGAGGCUGAGCCCUCAUCUGGAAAUGAUGUGGAUCAAGUGGGCAAUAGCCUUCCUGGAGAAAAUAUCUUAGGUGAUGUCAACAGUGGGAGCCCAGACACAGGAUCUUCUUGUCAAGCUCCUACCCAAGAUGAGCUAGCUAAAAGGCUUCAUGAUAAGCAAGAGGAUGCAAUCUCUGAAAACACGGAUGGUAGAUGCAGUUUGCGGUCAUCAUCUCCUAUUGGAGGCAGAGACACCAGGUCAUCAAGUGUUGACCAGAAAGAUACAGGGGCUGAACCUAGCAAAUACUCCGAGAUGGAGGAAGAACGUAAGAUGAGUUCUGAACUCUUGCAGUCCGUGGUUCAGGAAGAUGAUGGAGGAGAGUCAAAGACUGAGAGAAGCAGUGAAAGCAGCAAAGCAAAAUCUGGAAAUCACAGAGAGUAUCAGCAGUCAAAGGACAGUGCAGUUGAUGCUCGACGACCAAGCAGUGGAAAGCAACUUCAUGAAAACUCACAGCAUCAGAGCAGGAAGAAUCAGGAUAGAGAGCAGGAAACUGAACGGACACGUGUGGCGGCUAGCAAAGGUGGUAGGGAGAAUUCAUAUCCUCAUAUGGAGUUUGAUUCUAGCUAUCCUCGUCACUCAUAUACAAAAGGCGAGGAUUUUGAUAAAAGAAAAGAGUGUGACAUUGCGGGUAGUGUUUGGCAUAGGAGAGAGGAUGAAGCUUACAGUAGAAAAAGCAGAGAUGAAGGUUCUAGGAAAAGAGACCGUGGAGAUUAUCUGGGCUCUAGGCACAGGGGUAAAAUGCGAGAGAGUGAAACAUAUGGCAAAGAUGACCAUGUUCCUUCGAGAAAGCAUUUGGAUGACGGUGGUAUGAGGGUUCCAAGUGACAAGGAUUUUGGCUCAAGACCCAAGGAAAGAGAUGAUAGUUUGAGGAAUAAUUAUGAGGUGAUGGACGAUUAUGUUAGCAAGAGAAGGAAGGAUGAAGAAUACUUACGAAGAAGCCGCUCUGAUAAGAAUGAAAUUUCUCACAGUCAAAGAGAAUCAUCUAGCCAUCCAAAACGAGAAAGGGGUGAUAGGUUGGAGGAUCAGAAGAGAGCUGCCCAGAAAAUCAGAGAGGAUUUUGGUGAUUUCCGUUCUUUCGGAAACAGAGAUGAAUUUUAUGUGCAGAGAGAUGGCAAUGAGAGGCAAAGGGAAUGCGAAGAUUUGGAUAAUUUGAGACGGACCCGUGAGGAGGAUUCAUCAGUGCACGGAAGAGAAAGACGGGUGACUACGAGGAACCACAGAGAUUCAGAAGACCGAGCAUCAAGGAUGAAGGAUGAAUACAAGGGUUCUGAUAAAGAGCUUCUUAACAAAGACACAGCAAGGCAUAACAAACAUCAGAAGAGAAGGGAAAAUGCCUAUGAGGAAAGUUCUUCACAUAAUGGAGGACAUGAGGAGACUUCUACGCGUCAAGACAUAACUGUGAACAAUGAGAAAAAAUUGAGGCAGGAAAGGGCCAGUGGUAGAAGUGAUAAGAUUUCUGAUCCUUCAGAUGGCAAGGGAUCGCAAGAGAAGAAGCACAAGGAAUCUAGACGAAAGAACAAAGAACAUAGAAUUGGAGAUGCUGCAGAUCUUGGGCCAUUAAGAAGCAAACAAGAGGAACAAAAUGGCAGUUUUGAAGAGUUGGGCUCAAAACGUGCCAACAAGUCGAGAAGUAGGAACACUGCCCGAAGAAACAAGGAAGACGUUUCCUCAGACGAGGAACAGCAAAACUCGAAGAGGGGACGGCUGGAGAUGGAGCAUUGGACGAACCAUAAAGAGAGAGAAGACUUUACUCUCCCUGCCAAGUCAUCAUCAUCAUCUGUGCCCUUGAAGUUUCAGGAGAUGGACAAAAGCCCAAAUGGAAGAUCUGCAGAAGAAGGUAGAGAAGCAGCUCAUGACCCCACUACUGAGAAAAACCGGGAUGCAAACGAAGAGAAAAACGCCGCGGAGAUGAAACACAGGGGUCAGAAGCCGCCACCAGGGGACCGACACUUGGAGACGGUCGAGAAACUGAAGAAACGGAGCGAAAGGUUCAAGCUUCCAAUGCCAAAUGAGGAUAAUAUCAUCACAUCAACAGUAAAGAAAACGGAGACUGAGACUGAUAGAAGAACCGAAGGGGCUGCAGAUUCAGAAGUGAAGGCAGAGCGGCCAGCGAGGAAAAGACGGUGGACGAGUAGCUGAGAGCCGUAAACCAAAGAAAAAACAAGAAACUGGUUCUCGAGUUUUUGUCUGGACGGAGAAGAGAAGCCAGGAAGCAGCAGCGUCUUUCUCUGCUUGUAUGGAUGGAUGUGGGUUAAAGGCACAUGGCUGAAAGAGGGUCUCAUAUAGGAAUGAAUGCGGGGUUUUAGCUGGAGAUUAGGCAGAGACAAAUGAGGUUUUAGUUGGAGAUUAUGUAAGAAUUAAGAUUAAGGAUACAUACGGAUACUUGUGUUUGAGUCUGUAGUUGAUGAUGUAAACUUUUGUCCGAGAGAUUUGUACUCGAAAUUUUCAGAGUACCCGAAUUUACGAAUAUACAUUAUGUUGCAUUA
This is a messenger RNA of Tarenaya hassleriana, 4014 nucleotides long. RefSeq names its product FIP1[V]-like protein. Gene Ontology annotation, biological process: mRNA processing. Bases 131 to 3667 code for a protein of 1178 amino acids. Lineage: Eukaryota; Viridiplantae; Streptophyta; Magnoliopsida; Brassicales; Cleomaceae. The transcript has 8 exons. The record is from RefSeq and is a predicted model, not a curated record.